Messenger RNA from Eupeodes corollae, 1189 nucleotides. RefSeq lists its product as uncharacterized. NCBI's taxonomy places the organism in Eukaryota, Metazoa, Arthropoda, Insecta, Diptera, Syrphidae. The record is from RefSeq and is a predicted model, not a curated record. The transcript is spliced from 2 exons. Bases 170 to 886 code for a protein of 238 amino acids.
GAGUCUUGAGUGUUCAAGUGUUAGUCUUUGCCAGCACCCAAGUGUCAUGUCAGUGGCGUUUAUUUUUAUUUGGGCGAAACUUGUUGCUUUGCCCGUUGACACAAUAAUUUGAGAAUAAUUUUGUUAUUUUUGAAUUCUUAGAAAACUCAAAGGUAUUGUUUGGAGAAAAAUGUUUCGCAAUCGAACAGAUCGUAUUUUAGAUUUAAUUAAUCUUCAUCGAAGACUUGAAAAAUCAAACAUGGAGUCCCUGCUGGACAUUCCUACUACGUCAAUAAGUGAAGACGUUGAAAAGAUAAGGUCAUUUUUGAAAAGUGAAAUUGAAUCUUUCUCCACUUAUAUAAUAAAUGGCUGCCUUGACCUCACCGGAACAAUUGACAUGCGAUUUGCCGAAAAAGUAAUCGAAUUCGAUCCAAAUUUUUUCGGUGAUUUAUUAGGAAAAGCUAUUUCGAAGUCCUAUUCAAAAAUUGGGUUUGAUCCAUUUCUAAAAAUUAUUGCUGAAAUUAAAGAUUUCACAGCUGCCCUCGAUGGUGUCGAAGCUUUAUUCAAACAAAUAAUUAUUGAUGGUGAAAAACAUCGAACCGAAGCAUGUGAACUUACAAAAAAAUUGGAAGAUAUUACUUCGGGGGAAGAUUUUAGUGAACUAUCAGCAGAACAAAUGUUGCGAGCUACAAACAUGAUAGAGCGUUUGAAACCUUAUGCAAGACCUAUUGUUAGAAAAAUAUUUAAUUUUGAGGGCAUGCCAUUGAAAGAGGGUGAAGAAAAUGGAGUAAGCCAUCCGAUAUUUUCGAGAACUGGAAGCUGGGCUGAACAUGCUUUAGUAAUGUCUUUAGUAGCGAAUAGUUUUGAAGACAAACAGAACAAAUAUAAGAAAGCAUUGAAAAAGUAAAAAAAUAAAAGCAUAUAUGUUAAAUAGUGAAUAGUAAACAAGUGAGUUAUUAACAAAGUGGAGAGUACAAUGAGUCAAAGAUAAUUGAAUGAUUUUUAUAAAUUACCAAAAAAUCUUAAGAUCCCCUUUUAUUUUUAUAAAAAUGUUAUUAUCAAUUAAUAAAAAAAUAAAAGAUAUUUUGUACACAUCAUUGGAAAAAUGAUUAACUUUAUAGUUAUUAUUCCAAUUUCUUUUCAAAAAAAGAUUUUAUUGCAAAAAUGUUGUCGGAAAACAGUUCAAAUAAACAAAUAAAAUUAAACUUCA